This is a messenger RNA of Chrysemys picta bellii (western painted turtle), 2328 nucleotides long. It is a transcript of the gene TPRG1L, whose product is annotated as tumor protein p63 regulated 1 like. The record is from RefSeq and is a predicted model, not a curated record. Lineage: Eukaryota; Metazoa; Chordata; Testudines; Emydidae. Gene Ontology annotation, cellular component: synaptic vesicle; cytoplasm.
GGCGGGGCGGAAGCGGGCUGCCGGCGGGGCGGAAGGCGGCGCCGGGCUGUGGCACUCGGGCAGCCGGAGCCCGCGGGCGAUGCUGCAGCUGCGGGACGCGGUGGAGGGGGACCCGGACGGGGGCCCCGCCGGGGCGGCGGCGCUGCUGGUGCCGGCCGAAGCCGACGUGCCCUUCAGCCCGCCCGGGGACUCGCUGCCGCCCCGCCAGACCCUGCGGCCCCUCAGCGUCCGCAACCCGACCCGGGGCGGCCGCCUCAAGGAGUACUUCGUGUUCCGGCCUGGAACUAUAGAGCAGGCAGUAAAUGAGAUUCGUGUUGUUGUGAUGCCCACUGAAGAUGGAGAGGUACAAAGUGUGUGGUUGCUAACUGAAGUUGACCACUGGAACAAUGAGAAGGAGCGUCUGGUUCUUAUCACUGACUGGUCCCUUCUGAUCUGUAAAUAUGACUUCAUCAGCUUGCAGUGCCAGCAGGUUACUAGAAUAUCACUCAGUGCAAUUGACACCAUUUCUGUUGGAGAAUUUGAGUUCCCACCUAAAUCACUGAAUAAGCGAGAAGGCAUUGGUAUUCGAAUUCAAUGGGAUAAGCAAAGCCGUGCAUCCUUCAUAAACCGAUGGAAUCCAUGGUCCACAAAUGUGCCCUAUGCUACUUUUACGGAACAUCCAAUGGCAAAUGCUGAUGAGAAGAUUGCAUCCCUUUGCCAAUUGGAAAACUUUAAGACUCAAUUAAUCCAAGCUGUGAAGAAGGCCCAUAAAGAGUGUCCGUUGCCAGGGAGGGCCAAUGGAGUACUAGUGCUGGAGCGUCCUCUUCUUAUUGAAACUUACGUGGGAUUGAUGUCUUUCAUCAACAAUGAGGCCAAGCUUGGCUACUCGAUGACAAGAGGCAAAAUUGGAUUUUAAAUUAAUUGUAAUCAAUCCACUUAAAGGGAAAGUGAUUUGAGAUUAGUAUCAUGGGGAAAGAGUUGGGAGAACUCAGUACAUGGCAGAAAAGAACAAAAAUGAAUAAAAUGUCAGAUAAAAGGGAUUUGUUAGUUGCAGAAUGAAUGACUUCCACAGAACAGUCAUUACUGUUAUGAAGCUCAUAGAUGGCUAAGUCAGGUAUUGAGUUCAGGUGGUCACAGGGUAGUUGCUUUCUUAGAGUACCUGGAUUUAACUUACACUGUCACUAUUUGUAUGCAAGUCUAGUGAGCAAUGAUAUUUCCUCUUACAUUUCUAGCUAAAGGUCUUUCCUUACUAAGUGUGACUUAUCUGUGACAAAUAUUCUAUAUCAAUAUCCACUGUAGAUACGGUGCAUGUUCAUGCCUUAUAGCUAUAUUUACAUAAGGAUUCAAUUGCAAUGAAAUUAUUUCAUGUGCAGUUGAGACUGAUUUUAUAUUGGCUAAGAAGGUACUAAUGUCUAGACUACGGUAAUCUCAGGAAUUUAAUUCAGUGUUAUGAAUUUUUAAAGAACUGUCAUUCUUUAGCAAAGUCAGCUAAUUCGGUCAAAACUAGAGUGUUAUGCCUUCUCCUAACCAGUGGAAUUGAACAAUUACUUUGUAAGUUGAAGUGUUUGAGUAAUGUUACUGGUCUCUUUUAAAUAGCUAUCAAACCUGAAUCUGUAUAAUUUGCAGGUUUACCUUAUUUAAGGCUUCUCUUUGCAGCCAUCUAUUAAAGAAAUAUCUUAAAAUAGAAUAGCCAAAAAUUUCAGACAAUUAAAGGAUAUCUUUGCCUUCCUAUGAAGUUACUUUUAAUGCAACAUGGGAAUGGUAGUUUUAUAAUUAAAGGGAAUUCUACUUUGAGUAGCUUUAUAUUUCCUUAGCAAAAGUGUAUUUUGUGUUGUGUUUUCAUUUAGUAAUACAUAGACCAGAUUAGAAUAGCACCAAUGUAAGGUUUUUGUAACCUAUGUGGCCAUGUAGUUGUUGGAGAGAGGGGAAGCUUUAGUCAUAGUAUUGUGUUCAGUCUUAUGUAAUCUUCCACUUAAGUUUGUAGAAAGUAAAUUCAGUAGUACAGCUAACUUUAAAUGCAGCAGUAUACAAAGAUACUGAACAGAACUACAGCAUGAGAUUACUGUGACAAGUUUCACUGUAGAUGAAUCCUUUACACAGCCCAUCUUAAUAUAUAACUUUAGCAGAAGCAUUUCUCUGCCCCUCAACAUGUUAGUGAUAUGCUGUGCAGCAGUGGAAGUGGUAUGUUAAAAUAUUUUUUACCUUUUAACUUGAAAUAAACUGUAUGUAUGUUCUUUUUGAAUGUCUCUGGAAUGCAACCAGCUGCAUGUUCUUGUCAAUAUGGGCUCUUUUCUAAGACACCAGUGUCUAGCAUUUGUUAAUCUUGCAGUAAAGAUAAGUUUAACCAUC